GGACAUCUCAUCACGACUCUUGGUAGCAGGCACUUCUCCGUAGUGGGCACUCCACUCAUCGUGUCGUCGUACGGGUUCUCCGCGAGAGGCUGUGGGGCCUGUGCCCGGGCGGGCGAGCGAGCAAGCGAGCGAGCGAGCGAGUGAACGAGCGAGCGCGAGCGCGAGCGGGCGAGCGCUGGUCGAGUGGGUCUAAGCGGCCGUGAGGACCUCUCCAGGAGUACCCGACAGAAGUCCUCUCCAUUCAUUCAUCCAUCCAUCCAGCCAGCAAGGCAGGCAGCCACCCAACCAGCCAGCCAGCAAGCAAGCCAGCCAGCCAAGCCAGCCAGCCGAACCAGCCUGCCAGCCAGCCAGCCAGCCAGCCAGCCAGCCAGCUAGCCAGCCAGCCAGCCAGCCAUCCAUCCAUCCAUCCAUCUAUCCAUCCAUCCAUAGAGAGCGGCUCCUCUCCUACAGAGAGAGAGUGUAUCCUCGACGAAGGUGGAGGCGAAGCGUAGAGUGGUACAUUUACCAUCGUCUCUCUAUCGACGGAAUCCAAGGACUCGAAGACCCCCGAGUGAUUUCAGUCGGCCGCCGGCCGGCUUUGGCCGGCCACUGUCCUCGACCACGUGUGUAAGGUCGCCGUUGUGGGUGCCGCGCGACGACCCUCUGCGACCUUGUUCCCCUCGCGCUUCGUCCGUACGUACGGAUUCGGGAUACGUGGUGUGAAACGCGUUCUCUUAUCGCCCGCCGGUUGACUCCCCGCUUCGAUUCUUCCGUUCGAUCACGUGUCGGAUUCUUCGUCUUUGCCAAGCCGUUGUCCUGGAGAGCACCAAGGAGACGAGGACGGACGCACGAAGAUGGAUACAAGGCACUGUGCCGUCGGCGAUCUGAUUGUGAAACGCGAGUGUAGUGACAGAUAAAGCAGCCUCGAGCUCGACAACUACCGAGUACAAACGUUCAUGUCCGCGGAGUCUCACGACUCAGUGACUUCCCGUGGGACACUCGUGCCAGUGCGUCGGAGGAACUCGCGGGUUGCGAACUAUGUGCGCGUCACAGCGUCAUCGAGAUCGCGGCAUGAGAACAGGGGACGAUUACUGGCUCGAGGCGGAUGAUCGCGAGCUUCGCGUCGAUUAUGCGAGCGAGCGGCUCUGGUGUUCGUGAAAACGGAAUCCGUAUCGACUCGCGUUCCACGUUCGCCGAUUGCGAUUCGAGUGAUACUGCGAGUGCAUAGUGACAGUCUCGUGCAGCGAUCUCGGGUGAGCGUGAGUGGACCUUUGAGAUUCCGUGGAGACGAUUGGACCUGGUGUGUACGAGUUAACCAACCGAGCGCGAGAAAGGAGAGUGUACCGAGACUCGCCAACCCAAGGAUCGCGCCCGGAGCACAUUAACGACGCGAUUUUAACGACGCGGUGAGAACCGCGGCGAGUGUACGGUCGUAGCAGAAGAGGAGCACUAGCGUCGGAAUGUUGUCACGCCGUUGUUACGGCUAGCGCCGGCCUCAUCAUUCCGCGAAGCGCGAGCUUCAAGUACUUCGACGGCGUCGGGCUCGCCGAGAUGAGCGGUGGCAGCGGCGGCGGCGGCGGCGGCGGUGGCGCAAACGGCGGCGGCAAUCAGGGCAACGGCGGCAAUGCUACCAGCUACCACCAGCACCAGCAGCAACAGCAGCAACAACAACAGCAACAGCAGUCGCAGCUGGAGCAGGCCGGCCUGCUGUCGGACCUCAAUGGCAUCGACCUGGCGAUGAGCCUGUCGCCGAAGCAACACUCGUCUCACGUCCAAGCCGCCGGCGCUCACACGACCCCCUUCAGUGUCACCGACAUCCUGUCGCCGAUCGAGGAAUCCUACAGGAAGCUCGAACUCGCCGCCGCAGCCGCCGCCGUCGGUGUCGGCGUUGUCACGCAUCCCCAGGGCUCGCCUUACGGGAACGCUUGCGGCGCUCGGGUAGGUGGUAACACCGGUAGCUCGAGCGCGAGCAGCGGCAGCCCGCCGCUGCACGGCGGCUCGACGCCCGGCGGCAGCACCCCCGGACCGGUUUCCUUGGCCAACGGGGCCGCCCCCGUUGGCGGCGGCGGCGGUGGCGGCAGUGCCGGCGGUACCAGCGGCGGCAUGAGCGCCAUGGGCAAUCCUUACGCCACCAUGCAGCUCACGUCGCAGUACCAAUACUGCGCCGCGGAACUCUCGCCGUACCAUCACGCCGGGCCCGGCGUCGGCGCCACGGCCACCGCCACGGACCCGAUGCGGUCCCACGCGGUAUCGUCGCACCAUCAUCCCUGGUACGCACCGGCGCCACCGGCCACCAACGACCCGCGCUUCGCCAGUUUUGCAGUCUCGCGGCUGAUGGGUGCGGCGGCGGGCGCCGGGACCAACAUGGCCGGUUGUUCGGUGGGCCAGUCGAUGGGCGACGUGACCAAGUCGUCGGGAAUGGGGGUCGGCGUCGGCGUCGGGGUCGGGGUCGGCAUGGGCGUCGGUGCGAUGCAGUUCCCCCUCGCCCAGAGACGGAAGAGACGCGUGCUGUUCACCCAGGCCCAAGUAUACGAGCUCGAAAGGCGAUUCAAGCAACAGAAGUACCUCAGCGCGCCCGAACGAGAACACCUAGCGUCCCUAAUUCACUUAACGCCUACUCAGGUGAAGAUAUGGUUCCAGAAUCACCGGUACAAGUGCAAGAGGCAAGCGAAGGAGAAGGCGAUGGCCGAGCAAAACGCCCAAAAUCAGAGCGCGAGUUCGCCGCGGCGGGUGGCGGUGCCGGUGCUGGUGAAGGACGGGAAACCGUGUGGCAGCGGCGGCGGCGGCGGCGGAAACGAGGGUAGCCGCGGCGGGCCCAGCGCGGCCUUGGCGAGCCCGGCGCCGCACAUGACGGCGGCCUCGAGUCCCCACGGCAGCCAUCACGCGGCCACCUCCUCCGUCGUGUCCCAUCACUCGGUCGUGGGCGUCAGCCAUGUGAUGAGCUCGAGCCAGAGCCUGCAGCACUGCUCGUACACGCGGGCCGGCGCACAGCAGGGUAUGCAGCAGCAGCAGCAGCCGCAGUGCAGCGCGUACCUGCCGUUGCAGGGUCGAGCUUGGUAGUGCGCGCCAUCCGCGGCGGGGGCCGCGGCCUACGCCAAUCCCUCCGUCGCAGGCCCAUGGGCCCUCGCCGCGGAUCCAGCUGCCUGGUACGCCAUUCCCGACGACAGUCCUUAGGAGGGACCACAGAGAGAAAGAGAGGAAG
Messenger RNA from Odontomachus brunneus, 3181 nucleotides. RefSeq names its product homeobox protein Nkx-2.4-like. Gene Ontology annotation, molecular function: DNA-binding transcription factor activity, RNA polymerase II-specific; RNA polymerase II cis-regulatory region sequence-specific DNA binding. The record is from RefSeq and is a predicted model, not a curated record. NCBI's taxonomy places the organism in Eukaryota, Metazoa, Arthropoda, Insecta, Hymenoptera, Formicidae. The coding region runs from base 1531 to 3039 and encodes 502 amino acids. Gene Ontology annotation, cellular component: nucleus. The transcript is spliced from 4 exons. Gene Ontology annotation, biological process: cell differentiation; regulation of transcription by RNA polymerase II.